Messenger RNA from Eublepharis macularius, 4666 nucleotides. RefSeq names its product guanylate cyclase 1 soluble subunit alpha 1 (gene GUCY1A1). The transcript is spliced from 9 exons. Gene Ontology annotation, molecular function: guanylate cyclase activity; heme binding. The coding region runs from base 267 to 2330 and encodes 687 amino acids. NCBI's taxonomy places the organism in Eukaryota, Metazoa, Chordata, Lepidosauria, Squamata, Eublepharidae. Gene Ontology annotation, biological process: cGMP biosynthetic process; response to oxygen levels. Gene Ontology annotation, cellular component: guanylate cyclase complex, soluble. The record is from RefSeq and is a predicted model, not a curated record.
UCCUCUGCAGGCUGUGCGACGCCUCGCCGCCUGAUUUCUGCACGUCAAGCUGGGAGAGGCGCAAGAGACCGCUCGCCGGCCCCUUGUAAGCCGCAGGGAGCCCAGGGGCAUAAAACUGCAGUUGUUCCUGAAUUUGGUUUUGCUACUACAGAUAAUCUUGCCACACCAACUGCUGUCGGUAGCUGCUAUCUGCUUUUGGUUAGCAUAACAGACAUGUUCAACACACAGUAGAGUGCACGACUUCAGUGCAAAAGGACUUGUCCAGGAUGUUUUGUACUAAACUGAAAGACCUGAAGAUCACUGGAGAGUGUCCUUUCUCUUUGCUGGCCCAAAGUGGCAUUUCAGAUGAGCAUGAAGAAGACAGUACAGAAGUGCCAAACAGCUCCAAGGCUGUUUUGCCAAUCUGCAGAGAAAAAGAUACUCAUGGGAACCUUCCACAAAGGAAAACCAGCAGGAGCAAAGUGUAUCUGCACACUUUAGCUGAGAGCAUCUGCAAACUUAUCUUUCCUGAGUAUGAAAGGUUGUAUCUUGCAUUUCAGAGAACGCUAUCAAAACAUAAAAUACAAGAAAUCAGGAAUUCUGGGGAAGGAGAAGAUUUUGAAAAGCUAAUCAUGGUUCAUGCCAAUGCCACAGGAGUUCCAGUAAACAUUAUAAAGGAAUCUCUUGGUGAAGAGCUUUUCAAAAUAUGUUAUGAAGAAGAUGAAAACAUUCUACGAGUUGUUGGAGGGACUCUUAAAGACUUUCUGAACAGCUUCAGUACUCUUUUAAAGCAGAGUGGCCAUUGCCAAGAAGCAGAGAAAAAAGGGAGACUGGAGGAGGUCUCCAUACUGUGCUUGGAAAAGGACCCAGAUUUCUUAAAUGUCUACUAUUUCUUCCCUAAGAAAACAACUAGUCUCAUCCUCUCUGGCAUGAUUAAAGCAGCAGCUCAUAUUUUGUAUGAAACAGAAGUGGAAGUGAUGCUGAUGCCGCCCUGCUUCUGCAAAGACAGCGCCGAGUUCAUUAAUCAGCCAUAUUUGUUGUAUUCUGUACAAGUCAAAAGUGCAAAGCCGUCCUUAUCGCCUUGUAAGCCUCAGUCGUCUCUUGUGAUUCCUGCUUCUAUGUUCUGCAAGACUUUCCCAUUUCACUGCAUGUUUGACAAGGAUAUGGCAAUUCUUCAAGUUGGCAAUGGUAUAAGAAGACUGUUAAACAGGAGAGAAUUUCAGGCAAAGCCAAACUUUGAGGAGUGCUUUGAAAUCCUGUCCCCUAAAAUAAACUGCACAUUUAGUGGGAUCAUGACAAUGCUGAACAUGCAGUUUACUAUAAGAGUGAGAAGAGGGGGCAAUGUUCUUAAAAAGUCAACUGGGGUUAUGGACCUUAAAGGGCAAAUGAUCUACAUAUUUGAGUCCAGUGCUGUCUUGUUCUUGGGAUCUCCCUGUGUUGACAGGCUAGAAGAUUUUACAGGACGUGGCUUAUAUCUUUCAGAUAUUCCAAUUCAUAAUGCAUUAAGGGAUGUUGUUUUAAUAGGCGAGCAAGCCAGAGCUCAAGAUGGACUGAAGAAAAGACUGGGGAAGCUCAAAGCUACCCUUGAACAGGCGCACCAAGCCCUUGAAGAGGAGAAAAAGAAGACAGUCGAUCUUUUGUGUUCUAUUUUUCCAGGGGAGGUCGCCCAACAGCUGUGGCAGGGACAAGUUGUACAAGCCAAGAAAUUUAAUAAUGUCACAAUGCUUUUCUCUGACAUCGUAGGGUUCACUGCAAUCUGUUCCCAGUGCUCACCUAUGCAGGUUAUCACCAUGCUUAAUGAGCUGUACACUCGUUUUGAUUACCAAUGUGGAGAGCUGGAUGUCUACAAGGUAGAAACCAUUGGAGAUGCCUAUUGUGUUGCUGGAGGCUUGCACAAAGAAAGUGACACCCAUGCUGUUCAGAUAGCAUUAAUGGCUUUGAAGAUGAUGGAACUGUCAGAUGAAGUGAUGUCUCCGCAUGGAGAAGCCAUCAAGAUGCGUAUAGGUCUGCAUUCUGGAUCCGUCUUUGCCGGCGUUGUUGGUGUUAAAAUGCCACGAUAUUGUCUGUUUGGAAACAACGUGACACUUGCCAACAAAUUCGAGUCUUGCAGUGUCGCUAGGAAAAUAAAUGUCAGCCCAACGACCUACAGGUUGCUAAAGGAUUACCCAGGCUUUGUGUUUACUGCCCGUUCAAGAGAGGAACUUCCUCCCAAUUUUCCAAGUGAUAUUCCUGGGAUCUGUUACUUUCUUGAUGCUUAUCUUCAAGGAACAAAUACAAAGGCCUGGUUUCAAAAGAAGGAUUUUGAAGAUGGAAAAACAAAUUUCUUGGGAACAUCAACAGGUGUAGAUUAGAGUGUUUCUCCUUGUAUUUUCAAAUAGAUGAGUUAAUAUUUUGUGUUUUAUAUAAACUGAAAAUAAAAAAGAAACAUGACAGCACUUUAGCUCGUUAACACAUGAAAGCCAGUAUUAAAAUUUCAAAAAGCGCAUUACCUAUUUUAAAUUUUUAUUUUUUAUCAGAAAUAUAUUAAGUGAACUAUAUUUCAGUGUCUCUGUUUCAAAUGCUUUCUUAAAGCCCCCUUUAACUAUACCCAUUUGCAGAUGUUGUAUGGCCUCUAUUUUGGUUCUGUGUACUCAAAACAUUGGACACAUUGUGCACCAAACAUGUAAUGCCUCAGAUUUUAAUGCAAGCUGCAAGUUACACUGUUUGUGGGCAAGCAGCUUGGUUCUCUUUGUUAGAAGAGAAUCAGGAAAUGCUAUUGAGGUGCUUUGUUCUUUGUUCGCCCCUCACCAUCUGUCUGUUCCUGAGAAGGAGACAUUAUUUGACUUAUCCUUGGCAAAACAGCUUUUUUUGUAGAGGGAAGGAGGUAUUGGCUGGCCAGGCUUGCUCUUUUUUGUGAUACUACUAGUCUGCCAUAGUAACUUGGGCAGAACCAUUAGUCACACCACAUAAGUAAUUCCUCCCUUCUAAUAAAGAGCUCUCCUUUGAUAAGAGCUAUCCCCUUUCCAGAAUGGCAAAAAGUGUGAGGAGAGAGCAGGUCUUUCAUACCUCUCCAGCCUUCUUUGCCUUCGUGGACAGCUUAUAGAGAAAGCUUUUAGUAUUCCAGACAAGAAUAAUCAAGUGAUUGCCCUAAAAGCACUAUAGCACGUAGCUUGGCUUUUCAUGUAGAAGUAUUGCACACCCUGUACUGUGAACCAGUUGAAUGCCAAUUGCUAUUUAAAUGCAGUAUCUUAAUGACUUUAUACCAAAAAAAGCAGCCAGAAAUUAUUGGUGGCACAUGUUGUAGUCAUCACAUUCUUAAUAAAAAAAUAAUUGCCUGACUAUAUGUUAUACUUGCCAUAUGGAAUCUGUGCCCAUUGAAAGUUUGGAAAAUCACCCACCAGCAAACAGGUAGAAUAAGCUGAAGGAAGAGAAAUCGCUUACAUAAUGAAGAAGGUACCAUUGACUGCUGUCUAUAUGUGCUAUUUUCUCUCAUUUGUCUUCUUAUCUGCUAAGAGGAGGAACAGGGGCAAGCAUGCUCUAUACUGUGUUCCAUUGUUGAAAUUUGGAUGUGGGAUAAGAGCACUAUUGAAAUUAUGUGUUCAUAUAGAGCCAGUCUUGGCUUUCCGCAAACUCACUGGAGCAGGAUGUGCUUCUUAUAAGAUUCCAAUAGGCCUCAGCUUUGACUCAGCAGGGAGCAGGAGCACCCAUUCAGAAAUAGCUGCCCUAGUCAUAGGAGGAUACUUUGCUUAGAAUGUCAAAAUAUUUUCUGAUUGCUCUCUCAUGGCAGUCAUUUUGAGGUGGUCAAAGAUUCAACAGGGUAUGGGACACCUGUUUAGAGUCAGCUAUUCAAGGUCUGUCCCAGAGCAUCUCCCCUCUCUCGAUUCAUACCAGGGAAUGUAGUAAACGCUGUCUCUUCCUGCUUUCCCAGCUGCAAGACUCCCUGCAAUUGUUCUUACCCGUUCCUAUAUGUUAAAAGGAUUGCUUUCUAAUUCUUUUGGGCGCUCUGCUUCCUCCACUUUCCUGUCCAAAAUGCAGCUAUGAUGUGUGCUAUGAUGCAUCAAGAAAAUUAGUGACAAAGAGGAGAAGGUUUUUAUGCUAUGUAACACGUCAUAGCAGCAUAAGCCCUAUGUUUGAAGGCAUGGGAUGAAACCAGUGUCAUACAGAUUGUUCUACCCGCAACAGGGUAAAGUAGCCUAAAUUUUCCUAAAAUAUGGGGUAACCUGUAUCUCUGUUGUUGUAUCAUUUAGAUAUCAUUCUCUCCAUUGUUACCCAUUUCCUGAAAAAUACCCAUGUUAAAGAGAUGUCAAGUGGCUAAACACUUUAUUUAGUAUAAUUGUCAUCUGUUUUCAGUGCUAGUAUACAGAAUAUGACACUUACUGCUUCCUGGACUUCUUUCAUUAUGUAUAAAUUAAAUUUAUAUAUUAUAAAUUUAUAUUAUAAAUGUGUAAUAUACUGUAUAACCAAAUGUAAUCUAACAACAUUUUAAUUCUUGAAAUCAUGAAUUUCAUUUCAAGGUGGGGCAGAUAUUUCCCCUAUAAUGUAUUAUAGCAAUAAAUGUUUUUUUUCUCUUUUUAGUUAUUUAAUUAUAAGUGUUUAGAUUAAAGAUUAGAAAGUAAAAUGUUUCACCGUAUCAACCAUUUCUAAGCAUACCGCAUAAAAUUUGGCACAGAAACAUAUGAGGAAAUAAAAUGAGGUUCAAAUGAAAUUA